UUCUCCUCCAGACUCACUGAAUCUCCUUAUUCUUAUUCUACCUGAAAGACUUAAAAUUUAUCAUUUAAAAAUAUUUCAUUUCUCAUUUUAAAAUAUACAUGAAUUAAUUUUCUUUCAAAUUUGCAAAGCGGAACCAACCUUUUAAGAUUACAAUAGUGGGUUCCACAGCGGGAACACCAGUAAGCAUCUAAGUUGAUUGAGCUCGAGUUUAGCUUACUUUUAGCAAUAGCAUUUUUUGGGGGGGACACAUUUUUAUUUUGAGAACUUUACAUAAAAAAACAGAAUAAGCCUCAUCGUUCUCAGCACACCCAUUUUUUUUAAAGACAGUUACGGAACUGGCCGACGGACGAAUAGCAGGAGCUUAUCCAAUUCCUGGAGGCGUGUUGUAGGAACGCGGACCAAACCCCUCUAUUUUCGUCCCUGCAGUCUUCUUUUCUAUUCCUUAUUAUAGAAGCGCUUCCGGCGGCGUGUAGCAUUCUGACAUCACCCCCCCGCCCGCACCCUAAUGACGUCAGCCCCGGGAGCAGUGUGUGACGACAGUGCGUAGGGGAACGUGGUGACGUACCCUAUUUAAAGGUCCCCAAGUAGAGGAUGGAGGCAGAAUCAGCAAGUGCUGCUACCGCGUGGGGGUCCGUGGCUGCGGAGUAGCAUAGAGAGAGCGAGGCUGCGCCGCGUACCCUCCCCGGGAGCGCUGGGCCUGAGUGGGGCAAUAAGCGGAGGUCGUUCGCUCCAUUGUCCCUCCUUUCCUUCUCCCGUUCUUCCCCAUUUUUGGCGGCUGCGGGGGCCGGUGGGAGGGUCGGAGUGGAGCAAAGCGAGAGCGGGCGCCUUCUGCUCCGCCUUCAGCUCCUCCUGCCCUCUCAGGCCCCGAGCGUGGGGGGAGUAGGGCGCGCUCUCUCUUUAGUGCCCUGCGCAGGGAACCUGGAAAGGGAGCGAAGGGUCGCUUGGCCGAGCGCGGUGGCGUGUGCGCGGGCACGGGAAGGAGGUGUGAGGAGGAGCAGGAGAAAACCUGAGCCGCCUGGCGCGUCUCGGCCCUGGACUGGGAAGCUCCGCGUCGGAGGUGCCGGAGAGGCAACCGCUCCCCCCACCUCCUCAUCCUCCUCCUCCUCCUCCUGCAGCCCGCGCUUUGGCCCCGCUGCUGCAGCGAGGGGCUAGAGGGGCGCUGCUGCUGCUGUCGGCGCCAACGCCGCCGCUGCUGCCACUCCUCCUGCCUGGCUGCUACUGAGCAUGAUUGAUCUGCCGGACACGAGACGGAGGAAGAGGCUGCCCCGCUGCAGAAGCGGGCGGGAUUGAAAGGAGACCUGCCCUGCCUUGCCGCGGGAAGGACCGCGGCUCUUCGGCCGCCUCCCGCGUUGCACCCACUGCCUUCCCGUUUCAUCUCCUGUCCCGCAUCCUCUCCCGUCCUAAAGGGGGAUGCGUGGUCCGUGCCCUGCCUCAGCUACCGGUCUACCGGAGCCCGAUGUCAGCGCCGGCAAGGGGGCUGCUGCCGGCUGCUGCUACUGCUUGGGAAAAUGAAGCGACACCCCCCAUGCUCUCGCUGCUGCCGCCGCCGCUGCUGCUAUCGACGGGGGUGUUAGAAGGAAGGGCGGCGCGGAGCGCUGCGCACACCGCAAGCCCCACGAGCCUGCUCUCUACCUGAGGCGGACCGCGAUCCGGGCGCUCGUGGUUCUCGGGCAUUUCAAUAAACUGCUUAGGCAUCCGUGCUGCUGUGGAUUUUUUUUUUAAUCCUCCUGCUAGAGGCGGUCGAGUGCCUCCCCUUCUCCCGCAGAAGGAGGAUUGGCUUGGUGCUGCCGCUGCCUCUGCUACUACCUCCUUCUUAUCCGCCUCCUCCUGCCAGGGAGCUGGAGCUCUCCCUGGACCCCUUCGUGCAGGGGGCUCGCUGAAGAAAACGGGCUCUGGGAGGCUAUGGGGAGGCUCUCUUCAUGUUGAUGCCCUAGGUCGAUUCUUCUCCUCCUCCCCCUCGAAAGGGUUGCGAUUUCCCCCCUCCCCCAAAAAUUCCCUUCUACAUUCCCAAAUGCCUGUAGACUUUUGUGUUUAAAAUCCGGCCGAAGAAGGCACGUAAGAUCACCUGGAAAGGCAGAAAAUUGGCUGGAGAGACCUGUCAGGAUUAAUACUGUAACUGGCCGGGGUGCGCUGGCAGCGUAGGAAACGGGGAAAAAUCCUUUUAAGAAUUGAUCUGCUAAGCAACGCUCACGGCACGUCUUCAUUGGUCAUCAUGGGGGAGCAACCCAUCUACAGCACCCGAGCUCAUGUCUUCCAAAUUGACCCAAAUACAAAGAAGAACUGGGUUCCCACCAGCAAGCAUGCUGUUACUGUGUCCUAUUUCUAUGACAGCACAAGAAACGUUUAUAGGAUCAUCAGCUUGGAUGGCUCAAAGGCAAUAAUAAAUAGUACCAUCACUCCCAACAUGACAUUCACAAAAACAUCACAAAAGUUUGGUCAAUGGGCAGAUAGCAGAGCAAAUACUGUUUAUGGCUUGGGAUUUUCCUCUGAGCAUCAUCUCUCAAAGUUUGCAGAAAAAUUUCAGGAAUUUAAAGAAGCUGCACGAUUAGCUAAGGAAAAAUCCCAAGAAAAGAUGGAAUUAACAAGUACACCAUCACAGGAAUCUGCGGGUGAUAUUCAAUCUCCUCUUACACCGGAGAGCAUUAAUGGGACAGAUGAUGAAAGGACAAUGCCAGAAGUGACACAAAAUUCAGAACCAAGGGCUGAAGCAACCCAGAAUGCAUUGCCAUUUGCGCAUAGUUCGGCAAUCAGCAAGCACUGGGAAGCAGAACUUGCUACACUAAAGGGCAACAAUGCCAAGCUGACAGCAGCUCUCCUUGAGUCCACUGCCAACGUGAAACAAUGGAAACAGCAGCUUGCUGCGUAUCAAGAGGAAGCAGAACGUCUACAUAAACGAGUGACUGAGCUGGAGUGUGUGAGUAGUCAAGCAAAUGCAGUCCAAACUCAUAAAACAGAAUUAAAUCAGACAAUACAAGAAUUAGAAGCAACACUGAAGAAAAAGGAAGAGGAAAUUGAAAAAUUGAGAGAAGAAAUUGACAAUGCCAGAGAGCUUCAGGCGCAAAGAGACUCUUUAACUCAGAAAUUACAAGAAGUGGAAGUUCGAAAUAAAGAUCUAGAAGGCCAACUAUCCGAUCUUGAACAGCGUUUGGAGAAAAGUCAGAAUGAACAAGAAGUUUUUCGCAAUAACUUGAAAACACUUUUAGAAAUUCUCGAUGGCAAAAUUUUUGAACUUACAGAACUACGAGAUAAUCUGGCCAAGCUAAUAGAAUGCAGCUAAAGAAUACAGGAUCUCAGUGCCAAACUUCUUAAAGAUGCACUGUCUCUCUUCAUACAGGACUUUGUUGGGCUCUGCAUCAAAGUUGCACAAAAUUAGAAAAAUGCUCCUUCAGAAGGGCCUGUUUUAAAUUUUCAACAAUAUACAAUAUACAGUAUUUCAAUGUAAAAUUUCAGAAUUGAGCUUGUAGUUAGUUGAAAAAAAAUAAUAACUUGAAGUACAAAUUACCUCCUUGUAUAUAAUUGGCCAUAGAUAACUCGAGGGUAUUAACAGUAACUGAAUGCAAUCCUUUUCUAAUUAUUAGCCAAUGAAAUAAUAAGAAGUGCUUCAAAUGACAUCCCUCUUAGUGUUCCACACAAUGUAGGCGAUCAGUUUUAUUUUCUUUGUUAAGGCAACAGUAUGCUGUGUUUUGUGCAAGAACUUUGUGAUGACAGCCCUCUCUUUCGUUGUAAUCUGAAUAAUUUCUCAGGAUAUUUUGUACUGUUGAAAAAAACAGUCCAUUACCAAUUAAUUCUUGCCAGGAGUGAGAGAGAGUUGCAUCUUUAAUUCAGACCUAAUGAAUUAAUGCUUGUAUAGAGUUCUUCCCUUUUUUUUUAUACUGGAAGAUACUGUCUUUAUUUACAAUGUUCACUCUGGUGUUCUAUAAUAUUGUCUAGUGUAUGGUUUACUUUUUUCCUAUUGGGAAUUCAUGUAUGUAGAAAUUAUGUAUUUCAUUUUGUUAUGCAUUUUGAAGCCUAUCUAUGAAGACAAGCAAGUCCCUGAAAGGAAUUUUAAAUUUUGCUAUGUUCAAAUAAGGUUCAGUCUAUACUUAUGGAAUAUCACAUGGAGUUAACUUUUCUUAUCAAAAUAUGUUUUAGUAAUUUAUUUAGCAAGAAUUCUGAAACUGGAAAUAUAGGUAUUGCUAGGGCAUUGACCUUGCUCAGGCAAUUAAGGGGAGGGAAAAGCAUUGUAUUAGCAUAGAUUUUUUUUCCUGCUGUAUGUUCAUGAAACAUCUUUAUUAGAAAAAUGUGCCAGGCGAUGUUCUGAAUUUCAAAACAAACCUGAAUUCAGUUAUCCUCAGUGAACCUCUUUUUAAGUUGUAUUGAUGUAAUUUACAAAGGUUUUUUUUGCCAAAUACGAUAUAUAUAUAUAUAAAUUUUAAAGGAAAAAAGAAAAGCAAACUGAGAGUCAAUCUAUGUUUCAUGAAUGGAAUAAGCUAGCCUUGCUGUAGAUUGUCUAAUAUUGCAAAAGAUUUUUAAAAAUUGAACAAAAAAAAAUCAGACAACAAUGCACUGAUCUUUUUAUUUACACCAAAUUAAUUUGGAUGUUAAAUAUAAAAUACAGCUUAAAUAUAAACUCUAUAUUUUUUUUCCACUUAAGGACUGCUAUUCAAAACUAGAUAAUAUAAAUCGGGUUUUUUAUGUGUGUACUGUAUGUAUAUACUGUAUAAUACAGGCACUCUAAUUUGUAUUUAAAAUGAGAUAAAUAUUUGGCUUAAUUUAUAAACUGACAUUUUCUUUAUCUGUAAUUUAACAAGUGUCUCCUGAAAUAUCAGGAUUAUUGUUAAUUAAACACUAAAUUAUGAUGUAUUAUACUAUAUGUACUGUACACAUCAUUUGUUUUGUCCAUGUUUUAGAGUAUUUUAUCAUUUAUUUUAUUUAUUAUUGGGAAAAUAUUUGUUCAUUGCAUUCAUAGACAAAAGCUUUCUAUGGUGAUUUUUAAAAACUUAAUAGCUAAGUGUUGAUGAUGUGUAACCUUAUUGGUCAGGACAGUAGUGAUUACCUGAUUUUAAUUUACCUGAAGAAGUUUGCACCUCAUUCUCUUGCUAGAUGAGUGUCACUCAGAAACAUCUUCAGCAAAGUAUAAAAUUGGUGUAAUUCUUGGACGAAUGAAAUACCAUAAGUUCUUGCUCGGUAUUCUUAAUUAUAGCAAGUUAGAGCAGAAAUUUGAUGGCAAAAAAUGUAAUAUUGUUUUUAAUAAGAUCAAAAAUUUUAAUACAAGGACAUUUACAUGUGGGAAAAAAGUUUACAAAGUUAUUUCCACUUCAAUGCUGUGUAUAUGUGUUGUACAAGAAAACUUAUUUGUAUAUGUACACACACAUAUGUAUAUACAGUAUAUAAAAAAUUAAAUGUGCACAUUUAGAAUAUUUUCCUAUUGAAAUUAAAAUUAGUAAUCAAAAAUCAAUAUUUGGGAAUUUCUUUUCUCAUGUAUAUUUAGAUGCUUGACUUUGGGUUCUUUUGUUUGUAAAAUAAAAUCCAAGAGGGCUGUACCACUGAAUCCCCAAAAGUCAUCUAACAUGUAUAUGGGAUAAGAUAAAUAUAAGUGCACAUAUAAAUUAAUUAUAUUAAAAAUAUUUUAAUGUUCGUUUACAUUAGAUGGGUGUUAGAAAUUAUAUGUUAACAAUUACACUCAGUUGUUCUUAAUGAAAUGGCUUUCCUGCACUUGCAUAUAUGCCAGAAAAUACUUUUGAUUGUCAUAGACUAAGAAAAGCAAACAAGAAUUUACAUCGAAGAACAAUCACAUUGUGUAUAACUUGUUAUAUGACAAUUAUGGAGUCUUGUUAAAAAUUCUUUUAAAACCCAACAAAAUACAGUUUUUAUUUUGAAAUACAAUUGCUGUUCUGGAGAAUGUACUUUUA
Messenger RNA from Thamnophis elegans (Western terrestrial garter snake), 5891 nucleotides. It is a transcript of the gene HOMER1, whose product is annotated as homer scaffold protein 1. Gene Ontology annotation, biological process: G protein-coupled glutamate receptor signaling pathway; regulation of store-operated calcium entry. Bases 2213 to 3277 code for a protein of 354 amino acids. Gene Ontology annotation, molecular function: G protein-coupled glutamate receptor binding. The record is from RefSeq and is a predicted model, not a curated record. The transcript has 9 exons. Gene Ontology annotation, cellular component: dendrite; cytoplasm; postsynaptic density. Lineage: Eukaryota; Metazoa; Chordata; Lepidosauria; Squamata; Natricidae.